Centropristis striata (black sea bass) is the source of this 3571-nucleotide messenger RNA. RefSeq lists its product as uncharacterized. Bases 255 to 3164 code for a protein of 969 amino acids. Gene Ontology annotation, biological process: protein ubiquitination; Notch signaling pathway. The record is from RefSeq and is a predicted model, not a curated record. The transcript has 12 exons. NCBI's taxonomy places the organism in Eukaryota, Metazoa, Chordata, Actinopteri, Perciformes, Serranidae.
GAGGAUGUAGGCGAUUUUACCACAGGUGGCCGGCAUCAUGAGGAGAUGAUUUAGGCAACAAAAAACAAUUUUGACCAAAAAUGACUUAGGCGAUUAUUUUGACAGUGUGACGGAAUGACACCUCAGCCCACUGAAUUUGACUACAGUGGGUGACAGUGAGAGUUUGUUUCAGUUUCAUUUAUCAGGAAGACGCAGCGUUUCAGGUGUAGAGCAUACGAAGAUAUUUGCUCUGUUAAAGGAAGAAGACUGUCAAAAUGUCAGGCUGUGACGCAGUGGAGUCCAUGCAGAACAAAGAUGGAGUUUACGUGCUUCUCUCAGUCAAGUGGUCGAAGAGUGUUCAACCACAUAAAUACAAAGUAGAGCUGCAGAAAGUUCUUCAGAGUUGGGCCUGCAGAAUUGAAGAAUAUCAAGCAGAGUGCAAAGUUAUAGAUGUCUCAAACGGGAGAGCUGUAAUAAGUCUUCAGCCUGCUCCAGCCCCACAUGAUCUUCAGAAACUGAAUGGAGAGCCACCAAAGGAGAAAGAUAAGAAAAAAGUCACAACAAUAACUGUUGUGUCUGUGAAACCAAUACCAGAAGAUGCUUCAAUGACGCUUCCUCCUUCAUCCAUGCCACAGCCACAAGAUGAUCAAAUGCAACAGGGGGAGCACAGUAGUGCAGUUUCCCCAGCAGCAGAUGUGACCUGUAGUGUCGCAGUGAGCCACUUCUGGUACGUGAGCCGCAUCUACAGGGAGGAAAUUGAUCGUAUAGCGAAAGAAAAUGGAGUUAAAAUCACAUCGGACGUAGUGGUGACAUUUAAGGCAGACCAGGAAAAUGGAGGGCAACAAAAAGCUUUCUCAGAGUUCACAAGCCUUGUCCAGGAUUGUUUAGGUGAAUCAGAUGGCGUAACUUUCAAGUACGUAGAUGAAGAAAAGUUGAAAGAUGUAUUCAAAAUCGCAGACAGCAAGGAGAGCAAGCUUUUGCUUACUGUAUCCUCUAAAGAAAUGACAGCUUGUGGGCCAACUCCAAGUUUAGAAGCCAUCAAAAAGUCCUUAAUUACAAAGACUACCAGCACUACUGUUGGAAAGUCUACAUGGGGAUCUCAAGACACACCACUGAGCAUUGGCAUGUCGAUCCGAGACCCUCUUGUCAAGUCUGGACUUACCAUGGAGGAGAGCUCCUGGAAGCUGAUCACUACUUCCUUCAAUAAGGAAGUAACUAAGAUUAAAACUAAGUUCGGUGUGGACUUUAAGGAAUCAGGCAAAAGUCAGGGUGAAGUGGAAGUCAGAGCUUGCUACAAUAAACCUGGAGGAAACGAGGCAAUGGAGAGCCACGCUGUCAGAGCUCUUCUUCAUCUGUACCAGAAGGUUGCAACAUCCCCCUGGGACAUCAAACACCACGGGGAAUCUUCAUCACAGGGAGCCUCUGGUGGAACUGUGUUGAAAGAACAAUCAGGAUACAACACUGAAGCAUCCACAGAAGAGGGAGCGACAAUUGUGUCUUUGGAACCAAUACCAGAAGAUGCUUCAGUGACGCUUCCUCCUUCAUCCAUGCCACAGCCACAAGAUACUUCAUCAGAGAACAACGAUGGAGUUCACGUGCUUCUCUCAGUCGAGUGGUCGAAGAGUGUUCAACCACAUAAAUACAAAGUAGAGCUGCAGAAAGUUCUUCAGAGUUGGGCCAUCAACAUUGACAAAUAUCGAGGAGAGUGCGAAGUUAUAGAUGCCUCAAACGGGAGUGCUGUAAUAAGUCUUAAGCCUGCUCCAGCCCAACAUGAUCUUCAGAAACUGAAUGGAGAGCCGCCAAGGGAGAAAGAUAGGAAAAAAGUCACAACAAUAUCUGUUGAGUCUGUGAAACCAAUACCAGAAUGUGCUUCAAUGACGGUUCCUCCUUCAUCCAUGCCACAGCCACAAGAUGCUGCGAUGAUGUCAUCCCAGGAUAAAGAUGAAUGUACUGUUGGUCUCUAUGUGGAGUGGUCAAAUGGUGAUCGACCACUUAACUUUAAAAUGCAUCUACAGCAAAUUCUCCAGCUUUGGUUCUACAGAAACAGAAUUGAAGCAUCCUGCUCAGUUUUAAGUGCUUCAACAGACGGGAUAGUUGUGCUGAAGCUUACACCUGCUCGAGCCCAGAGUGAGCUUCACAGACUGAGAGGACAAACAUUCUCCACCAGUGGUAGGAGAGCAGUCACAAUAAUGUCUGUCGGUCUGAUAAAGUCAGAUCUGGAGACAGAUAAUUUAUCAAGGGACGUUCCUCCAUCAUUCGCGUCGGAUCUGGAGACAGAUAAUUCCUCAAGGGACGUUCCUCCAUCAUUCGCGUCAGGGACACAAAACGUGGAAGAUAAACUGGGGGAACAAAGUCAGAGCACAUCUAUAUGUGACAUCCCAAUGCUCCAUUUCUGGUAUGUGAACCAGGCCUACAAGGAGGAAAUGAAGCGUAUAGAGAAAGAGAGUGGAGGUAAAAUCCUGGCAGAAGCAAAGCUGACAUUUGAAGCAGACACUAAAGAUGGAAAUCCAGACUACGCUUUCUCUGAGUUCAUUAACCUUGUUCAUAAGCGCUCAGGGGAAUCCAAGGGCUUCACUGUUCCUCUCACCAAAGUGAAUCCAGAGGAGUGGAGGGACACACUGAGUAUCAUCCAGAGAUCUGAGAACAACCUUUUUCUAACUGUAUCCUCUAAAGAAAUGACUGUAUGUGGGCCAAGACGAGGUCAAGAUGCCAUCAGACAGUCGUUGAAUGCACCAAGAAAUACCAGCACUACUGUUGGAGAGAGCUCACAGGCAUCUCAAGAGGGAGACCAGCCUGAUGGACACAUGACAUGGGAUAACAGUUCCUAUUCCCUCCCUGGAUUCUCAGGCUGCGGCACUAUAAACAUCACCUAUAAGAUUUCAUGUGGAGUUCAGACGUCGAGGCAUCCAAAUCCUGGAGAGCGCUAUUAUGGUAUUACUAGAACAGCAUAUCUGCCAGACAACAAAGAGGGCAACGAGGUGCUGAAGCUGCUGAAGAAAGCGUUUGACCAGAGGCUCAUUUUCACUGUUGGGACGUCCAGAACGACUGGGAUGGACAACCAGGUGACCUGGAACGACAUUCACCACAAGACCUCCAUGACAGGAGGAGCACAGGGUUGUGGGUACCCUGACCCUGACUACCUGAGCACAGUCAAAGAGGAGCUGAAGGCUAAAGGCAUCGUGUGAAGACUUUGAUACAAAGUGGAUGAGGACACAUGUUCCAUAUAAAAAAUUAAGAUGAUUAUUUAACACAAGCAAUUGUUGGGAUGCACAUGCUGCUGUAGCUCUUAUAUGCCAUCUCUCUUCUUCUCUUGUAUUUGUUGACGUUAUUAGUAAGGGUUGCUUUGAGCUGGACAGGACAGCAUUUAUAGCUUAAGAGUUUAAAGUUCAGCAACAUGUAUAACUGUAACUUCGCCUGUUAAGAAUACGUUUUUUGAUGAUUUUCUUUAUUUUUUUGCUGAUUGAUAAAAGUUGACAACCUGUAACAAGAUUAAGAUUGACAUUUGCACACAUAAGUUGAACUCUAUGUCUACAGAACACAAUGAAAUUAACAAUAAUGAAGUUUGCUUAAUAAAUGAUUAAACCAACUAAAA